AUGUCCAACGCAAUCCGCACCCUUUCUCCAUCCACCAACAAGCUCCUCUACGAGCACCCGGGCACCUCUCUCGACGAGGCCCGCCAGCUCGCCAUCUCCGCCCAAGAUGCGCAGAAAUCAUGGAAACAGGUCCCUCUAUCAGAGCGCAAGGCCAUUAUUCUCAAGGCGCUGGAGCUGAUUGAUGCCAAUAAGCAAGUUCUCGCGGAAGAGCUGACGACUCAAAUGGGUCGCCCCAUCGCCUACACAACCAAGGAGAUCGAUACCAUGCGCCUACGCGCUGACUACCUUCUUGGGAUUGCCGACGAGAGUCUCAAGAAUCUCCCCGGUCAGCCGCAGAACGGGUUCAGGCGGUUUCUGAAGAAGGAGCCCGUCGGUGUGGCGUUUAUUGCGACGGCGUGGAAUUACCCCUACCUCAUCACAAUCAGCACCAUUGUCCCCGCCCUCCUAUCCGGAAACGCCGUUCUCCUCAGACCAUCCCCUCAGACGCCUCUCGUCGGCCAACGCUUCCAAUCCUUCUUCACGCAGGCCGGUCUCCCGCCCAACCUCUUCCAGCUCAUCCACUGCGGUUCUCUCGACGUGCUCGACCAGAUCGUCGCCCUCCCCCAAAUCAACCUCAUCUCGUUCACCGGCUCCACCGAAGGCGGACUGCGCAUCCGCGAAGCCACGGCCCGUCGCGUCGUCCCUGUGAACCUAGAGCUCGGUGGCAAUGACCCAGCCUACGUGCGUCCGGACGCAGACCUCCCAUACGUCGCGGCGCAGCUAGUCGACGGCGCAGUGUUCAGUUCCGGACAGAGCUGCUGCGCCGUGGAGCGGGUUUACGUGCACGCGGAUGUCCACGAUGCGUUUGCGAAAGAGGUGCAGAAGGAAUUGGCAACAUACAAACUCGGCGACCCCUUCGACAAAACCACCACCACUGGCCCCGUCAUCUCCCAACAAGCCGUCAAGACCAUCAAUGCGCACAUCGCCGACGCACUAUCCAAGGGCGCCAUUGACGCCACCCCCGAAAACACAACAUUCUCGGCUCCUCCGCCCAAUGGAAACUACGUCGCGCCUAAAGUCCUGAUCAACGUCUCCCAUGAUAUGCGAACCAUGCGCGAAGAAACCUUCGGGCCCGUGAUGCCCAUCAUGAAAGUUGCGUCGGACGACGAGGCGGUGGCGCUGAUGAAUGAUACCGAUUUUGGCUUGACGGCGAGUAUCUGGACGAAGGAUGUUGGCGCCGGGGAGGCGUUGAUGGAGAAGUUAGAGGCUGGCACGGUGUUUUUGAAUCGGUGUGAUUAUCCGAGUCCGGAUCUGGCGUGGAUCGGAUGGAAGAAUUCGGGAUUGGGAUGCACGUUGGGACCCCAUAGUUUUGAUGCGUUUUACAAGUUGAAGAGCUUCCAUAUUAAGGAACAGCAGGCCUGA
Aspergillus melleus is the source of this 1401-nucleotide messenger RNA. Its product is annotated as aldehyde dehydrogenase family protein. The coding region runs from base 1 to 1401 and encodes 466 amino acids. The record is from RefSeq and is a predicted model, not a curated record. Gene Ontology annotation, molecular function: aldehyde dehydrogenase (NAD+) activity. Lineage: Eukaryota; Fungi; Ascomycota; Eurotiomycetes; Eurotiales; Aspergillaceae. The transcript has 4 exons.